ACUUAUCUGACUCAACGACAUCCCAGUAGUCGAGUGUUCAUAGCAAGGCACCGCCACGUGCACAACCCUGUACAUCGUCAAUCGUCAAGUAUGAAGCUGGAGUUAAGGCUACAAUCUUGGGGUCUAGCUGUCCUCUUAGUACUGGUGCUGAGGCUUCCACCAGAGGUGGACGCAGUCUGCGAGGUGGGGUGGACAGAGUUCGACCACAACUGCUACAACUACGUGUCGACUAAAGCAACCUUCCCCGAGGCUAUGGGUCUCUGCAUUCGAGAAGGAUAUGAUCUUCUUGAAAUCAACUCUGCUUCGGAAGCUUCGUUCAUUCAGAAAUUUGUUAAGGCCAACAACAGUACCAGUGCGUGGAUCGGAGUGAAUGACCUGGUUGUAGAGGGUCAGUGGGUAUCCAGCUCUGAACUCACACCACUGAAAUACAAUAAUUGGGGACCUAAUCAGCCUGAUAAUUAUGAAAAUGAGGAGGACUGUGCAGAAUUUUAUCCAAACCUAGAUUGGAACGACUACAGUUGUCGAAAAAGAAAUGACUUUAUCUGUGAAGGACACGAACUGGAGUACUAGAGUUGAAGUGAAGAAUUAAUACACGUUUGACAGGAGAUAUGGAAACACUGACUGCAAAUAGUCUUCUGAAACAGAUUGGUAGAAGUGAGUCAUUCAUUACCUGUUAGAAUCUGACACUUGAUGUGAAAAAUAAAAGUUUGAAAACAUUA
This is a messenger RNA of Pomacea canaliculata, 719 nucleotides long. RefSeq names its product perlucin-like. The coding region runs from base 91 to 570 and encodes 159 amino acids. The record is from RefSeq and is a predicted model, not a curated record. The transcript has 6 exons. Lineage: Eukaryota; Metazoa; Mollusca; Gastropoda; Architaenioglossa; Ampullariidae.